This is a messenger RNA of Funneliformis caledonium, 138 nucleotides long. NCBI's taxonomy places the organism in Eukaryota, Fungi, Glomeromycota, Glomeromycetes, Glomerales, Glomeraceae. The record is from the annotation of a GenBank genome assembly.
ACUUUCUCUAAGUUAACAAAAUCAUUAAGGUCUAAGGUUCCUUCUAAAGGGGCCUUAAAUUUCUUUCAAGUAUUAGUUGGUUCUUCCUCAUCUUCUAAUAAUAAUCAAGUAGGAUCAUGUGCUGAAACUAAAAGAUGA